AUGGAACAAGCGUGUGGACUUAACUGUUUCGCGAGGAGCUUGAACUACCAGUUGGACGCUGGUUCGAGCGUGCUUCGGUCGACCUGGGUGGAGCCGCACGCACCUCCAAGCUGGACGCUUGGCACAGGGACUGGUGCACGGCGGCGGCUUUCGGGUGCGAGCGCUUGGAAGCACGCUGCAGUUGCGGCGGUGCAACUGCCAUCUUUUUUGCCUCCGGCCGGUGUAGCGAUUCUCGGCUGUGGCACCGGCUGUUGUUUGCUAGCGCUUGGUUGGUCGUUUGAGAGCGUGCGUCGCUACGGCAUCCAGGCACCGAGGGCGUUCACGGGUUGCGGCGUAGGCAUAGGGUUCGGCUGUGUCGGUGUUGGUCAAGGGUUUGGUCGCUAUGUGCCCUGGGCAAAGGAUACACGCCCGUCAUCGCUUCGAAAGGACCUGAGGCAGAGCAUGGAUGAUGUUGUCCGCUUUUUUCGCGAACGCUUUGGCCACGAGUCCAAACAGAAAGAGGAAACAUCGCAACCGGCAGAACUUGUUCCUGAGCCCAACGAAAUAGUGGUUGCACCAGAACUCGAGCAGGAGCCUUUACCAGCACCUCCGGAGCGGCCUCGUCCGCGUCGUUGCAUCGAAGUACGCGAAUAG
Molecule: messenger RNA, 633 nt
Organism: Cyanidioschyzon merolae strain 10D
Lineage: Eukaryota; Rhodophyta; Bangiophyceae; Cyanidiales; Cyanidiaceae
Exons: 1
Coding region: 1-633 (210 amino acids)
Source: RefSeq, a predicted model, not a curated record